AUGGCUGAGCUAUUCGCCCAGAUACAGGAAAGGUACACGGCAGAGACGCAGAAGCGUCUUCGUCCUGAUGGACCAGCACAGUUCCUCAACCUCGAGGAGAGCGACAAUGACCGCCUACGCCAUCUGGCUGACGACCCGUGGGCGGACCACGAAGCCCUCGACGCCGUGGAGCCUCCCAUUACUCAGGGUUCGCACCACAAGUUUCUCAUCAUCGGUGCUGGCAUCAGCGGCCUUGUCAGUGCCGUCCGUUUGAUCGAGGCGGGCUUCACAGCCGAUCAAAUCAGGCUCGUCGACGGUGCCGGCGGCAUUGGCGGCACAUGGUACUGGAACCGAUAUCCCGGCAUCCACUGUGACGUUGAGUCCUAUAUCUACAUGCCCCUGCUCCAGGAGACGGGCUACAUGCCGUCGACAAAAUACGCCUCUGGUGUUGAGAUUCGUCACUACCUGAACGACGUGGCCAAGAAGUACAAGCUCGAUGACAAGGUCCUGCUGCGGGCCACAGUAAACAGUGUCGACUGGGACGACAGUGCAAAUGCCUGGAAGGCGAGCAUCACCGCCAGCCGCGGCGCAAAGGGUGCCACCAAGAGCACCAUUACUGCCGAGGCCGAAUUUGUGGUACUCACGUCUGGCUUGUUGUCCAAGCCACACGUUCCAAAGCUUGCGGGAGCUGGCUUGUCCCAGUUCAAGGGAGAGCUUCUGCACACCUCGCGCUGGGACUACAACGCCACCGGCGGUUCCUCCGAAAAUGUGUUUCCAGAGCUCGACAAGCUCAACGGCAAGCGUGUCGGCAUCAUCGGCACGGGAGCCACGGCAAUCCAGGUCGUACCAAUUCUGGCUCGGCACGCGGGCGAGCUCUUCGUCUUCCAGCGGACACCGAGCGCGGUGUACCAGCGCGGACAGCGGGACACUACACCGGAGGAGUGGGACAAAAUCACCCAGCCCGACAAAUGGCAGUACGCACGCAUGGAAAAUAACGUAAAGAGCAUCACGUGGCCGGACCCGCAGGAGGAGGACCUCGUCAAGGACGAGUGGUCGCGGCAGAAGGCCUACGCGGCCGCGGUGGGCGGGCCCGAGUACUCGCACGUCGCGCCGGAGCAGGUACCGCAGGUCAUCGGGCACUUCCUUGGCCUCGACAACGAGAACAGCAUACGCAUGCGGGCCCGCAUCGCCGCCAUCGUCGAGGACAAGGAAACGGCCGAGAAGCUCACUCCCUGGUACCCGAUCUGGUGCAAGCGCCCGACCUUUAGCGAGACGUACCUGCCCACCUUCAACAGGCCAAACGUACACCUCGUCGACACGGACGGCAAGGGCGUCAGCGGCGCCACCGAGACGGGCCUCACUGUCGGCGACAAGGAAUACCCCUUGGACGUGCUCAUCCUCGCCACUGGCUUCCUCGCCCCGAGCACGGGCAAUGCCGAUCCGGCCCUGCGGGCGGGCGUGAAAGUCACCGGAAAAGGCGGCCGCACCUUGUCCAACAAGUGGGAGACGCAAGGUCCCAGCACGCUGCACGGCUGCAUGUCCAGCGGCUUCCCGAACCUGUUCUUCAUCAACCCGGCCCAGGCGGGUGUCGCGCCCAACCAGGCGCACGCCAUCGACGUGCAGGCCCGGCACAUUGCCUGGCUCGCGGCUGCUGCGCACAAGAAGGCUCACGGUAUUGUAGUAGGGAAAGUGGCUGUCGAUGUCGACACGCAGGCUGAGGAGGCGUGGGCGAUGCAGUGCGUCGCCGGGGCGGCGCGGUUUGCCACUUUCACCGUCUGCACGCCGGGAUACAUGAACAACGAAGGUACCGCGCUGGACAUGUCUGACCAGGCGGCCCUAUUCAGAACUGCGAGGGCUACGCCGAUCACCGCGGGCCUGCUCAAGUACCAGGAGAUCCUGCAAGGGUGGAGGAGCGAGGGUGCUUUGGCCGGGUUGGUUGUCACGCCUGUUUGA
This is a messenger RNA of Microdochium trichocladiopsis, 1932 nucleotides long. RefSeq lists its product as uncharacterized. Gene Ontology annotation, molecular function: flavin adenine dinucleotide binding; NADP binding; N,N-dimethylaniline monooxygenase activity. The record is from RefSeq and is a predicted model, not a curated record. NCBI's taxonomy places the organism in Eukaryota, Fungi, Ascomycota, Sordariomycetes, Xylariales, Microdochiaceae. The transcript has a single exon. The coding region runs from base 1 to 1932 and encodes 643 amino acids.